AUGGACCAGUACUCAUCCUCUUUGGUUGAUACUUCUUUAGAUCUCACUAUCGGUAUAACUCGUAUCCGAGUUGAAGAAGAUUCCACGACAACUGCUUUGGUGGAUGAAUUAAACCGAAUGAAUGCUGAGAACAAGAAGCUCUCAGAGAUGCUAACUCUGAUGUCUGACAAGUACAACGUUUUGAGGAAACAGCUGAUGGAAUAUGUUAACAAGAAGAACAUAGCCGAGAGAGACCAUGUAAGUCCUCCCAAGAAACGCAAAUCUCCAGCGAGAGAUGACGCAGUUAGCUCGGCUGUGGUCGGUGGAGUGUCGGAAAGUAGCUCUACGGAUCAAGAUGAUCAGUAUAUAUGUAAGAAGCAAAGAGAAGAGACUGUUGUGAAGGAGAAAGUUUCAAGGGUUUAUUACAAGACCGAAGCAUCUGACACUACCCUUGUAGUGAAAGAUGGGUAUCAAUGGAGGAAAUAUGGACAGAAAGUGACAAGAGACAAUCCAUCUCCAAGAGCUUACUUCAAAUGUGCUUGUGCUCCAAGCUGUUCUGUCAAAAAGAAGGUUCAAAGAAGUGUGGAGGAUCAGUCUGUGUUGGUAGCAACUUAUGAGGGUGAACAUAACCAUCCAAUGCCGUCACAAAUUGAUUCAAACAGUGGCCUAAACCGUUCUCUUGGUGGUCAAGCUGCUGCUGCCAACAUAAGUAAGAGCUUAGCUGAGCCUGUGACUACCAUUGAUCUGACUGAGUCAAAGAAAGUAACGAGCCCAUCAAGAAUAGAUUUUCCAGAAGUUCAGAAACUUUUGGUAGAGCAAAUGGCUUCUUCCUUGACAAAAGAUCCUAAGUUCACAGCAGCAUUAGCAGCAGCUGUUACCGGUAGAUUGUACCAACAGAAUCAAAACGACAAGUAG
Molecule: messenger RNA, 894 nt
Organism: Eruca vesicaria subsp. sativa (arugula)
Lineage: Eukaryota; Viridiplantae; Streptophyta; Magnoliopsida; Brassicales; Brassicaceae
Source: the annotation of a GenBank genome assembly